UCCGCUGCCGCCGCCGCCACCGCCACCGCCACCGCCACCGUCGAGCUCCGCGGGGCCCCGAGUCCCAGCCGAGUGUCCUCGGAGCCGCCCGCCGCGCUCCCCGCCGCCCCUCGAGCUCCCCGAGCCGCCGCGCCUCCCGCUCGGCUUCCGUCCUCAGCUCCCCGCCCGCACCCGCCUUCACUCUGGAGCGGCCCGGGCAGCCGCAGCAGGGGCGGCGGCGGCGCAUCGAGGAGCUCUCCAGGUCGUCCCGGGAGAAGCUGCUGCAGUCCCGGGACAGGAUGUUUUCCAAGCUCACGUCCAUCCUGCAGCACGCCGUGGAGGCGCUCGCACCGUCUCUUCCUUUACAAGAAGAUUUUGUUUAUCAUUGGAAGGCGAUCACCCAUUACUACAUAGAAACUUCAGAUGAUAAAGCCCCCGUGACGGAUACGAACAUUCCGUCCCACCUGGAGCAGAUGUUGGACAUACUGGUGCAAGAGGAAAAUGAGCGAGAGUCUGGAGAGACGGGGCCGUGUAUGGAGUACCUGCUCCAUCACAAGAUCUUGGAAACAUUGUACACCUUAGGGAAAGCCGACUGUCCUCCGGGGAUGAAGCAGCAGGUUCUACUCUUCUAUACCAAGCUUCUGGGAAGAAUCCGGCAGCCCCUGCUUCCGCACAUCAACGUUCACAGGCCGGUGCAGAAAUUAAUCCGACUGUGUGGCGAGGUGCUUGCCACGCCGACGGAAAACGAAGAGAUUCAGUUUCUUUGCAUCGUCUGCGCUAAGCUGAAACAGGAUCCCUACUUGGUCAACUUCUUUCUGGAGAACAAGUCCAAGUCGCUGGCUUCCAAAGGAACUCUGAGUGUCAUCUCAGCUGAUGUCCCCAAAAGUCAGGACUCCGUGUCAGCGGACAGCAGCCAGUGCCACCAGCCGCAGGAGCUGCCCCGUGCUCCUGGGGUGGGGCACACGGAGCCAGAGGAAGAGCCCCCUCACCAGAUGGAUGAGCUGUCUGCAAGCUUGGAUGACCUCAAUGUCACCUCACCGCCAGAGGCCUCCAACAGUCGGCCGAAACAGGACUACAACUUAGUGAAUUCUCUGUUGACCCUGACAAAGAGCCCUGACGGCCGGAUAGCUGUGAAAGCGUGCGAGGGCUUGAUGCUCCUGGUGAGUCUGCCAGAGCCUGCGGCUGCCAAAUGCCUCGCUCAGAGCACCUGCUUAUGCGAGCUGCUGACCGGCAGACUCGCCUCCCUGUACCAGGCCCUCCCCCAGUCGGUGGAUCCCUUGGAUAUUGAAACUGUGGAGGCAGUGAACUGGGGUGUACCCUUUGCUCUUGUCUUCCCAUGCUGUAUUUUGCUUGUGUCCUUCAGGCAGGUGCACUUGACUGCAGCUGUUGCUCUCGCCAAAGCCAUCCAUGAAAGGUUCUUCAUCGGUGUCAUGGAGCCUCAGCUGAUGCAGACCUCCGAGAUGGGGAUCCUGACAUCGACGGCUCUGCUGCAUCGCAUUGUUCGACAAGUGACCUCGGACGUCCUGCUUCAGGAGAUGGUGGCCUUUAUCCUCGGGGAGCAGAGGGAGCCAGAAACGCUGUCGGAAAUUGGCAGGCAUCCCCUAAGACAUAGGUUAAUCGAGCAUUGUGAUCACAUAUCUGAUGAGAUAAGCAUCAUGACCCUGAGGCUGUUCGAGCAUCUUCUGCAGAAGCCCAACGAGCACAUUCUUUACAACUUGGUCCUGAGAAACCUGGAGGAAAGGAACUACACGGAAUACAGGCCUUUGUGCCCGGAAGAUAAGGAUGCAGUGGAGAAUGGGCUGGUGGCCGGAGCCGUAGAUCUGGAGGAAGAUCCAUUAUUUACUGACAUUUCACCAGAUAACAUUCUGCCAAACCAAGAGUGGAUCAGUUCACCUCAUGCCAGCCCAGACCACCCCAAAAAUGAUGGCAAGACGGAAGUCCAUAAAAUCGUCAACAGUUUCCUCUGUUUGGUACCAGAUGAAGCAAAGUCAUCCUACCAUGUCGAGGGCACUGGGUAUGACACCUACCUCAGAGAUGCUCACAGGCAGUUCCGAGACUACUGCACUGUCUGUUUGCGAUGGGAGUGGCCCGGAGCCCCAAAACCGCUGGAGAAGUGUGACUUAGAAGCAGCCUUCUUUGAAGGACAUUUUUUGAAAGUUUUAUUUGACAGAAUGGGAAGAAUUCUUGACCAGCCGUAUGAUGUGAAUCUGCAGGUGACCUCAGUGUUGUCCAGGCUGUGCCUCUUCCCCCACCCCCACACCCAUGAGUACCUUCUGGACCCCUAUGUGAACCUUGCCUCUGGCUGCAGAUCGCUCUUCUCUGUGAUUGUCAGGGUUGUUGGUGACCUGAUGGUUCGAAUUCAGCGUAUUCAAGACUUCACCCCCAAGCUUCUCCUAGUCAGAAAACGACUGCUCGGCUUGGAGCCUGAAGGACAGAUUAUCGACCACAUCACGUUGUUAGAGGGUGUGAUUGUCUUAGAGGAAUUCUGCAAGGAGCUGGCAGCCAUUGCCUUUGUGAAGUACCACGCUUCCACCACUCCGUGAGUGACAUCACCGUGAUCUCUGGGAACCCGCGUUACUGUGUACAUUUCAUCUGAAGAGACUCAGCUCCACCCAGCCAUGAGAGGACGAGAACCUGAGAACCUUGUCAGUGAAGUAGGAAUCUGCUGCCUGGCUGCUGCCGGUGAACAGGCCUGAUGUUGCUUCCCUGGCUCCGUUAUGAUUCUCUGUGUAAACUGCACGCUGUUGAAACCCGGGAUGCAAUCAGAUCUUCUGGAUAGCGUUUCCAGUGACCGAAAAGCUGCAAAACUCCUGAUGUCAGGACUUUGCUGGUAUUUCUGUUAUUUUAAUAUCCUCCCAGGCAGCAAAGCAUUUUGACAUUCUCUGAGACUUAAAUGCUUAUAUUCUUUUGUAUUAAUAAGCAGCAAAAAAUUACUAAUUUUGUAACUUUUUAAGGUUAAGAUUCUUAUCAUACAAAAUAUUUAAGAAAAUUGUAAAUGAGAAAGAAAUGUAGCUGAGGAGCCCUCAGAAGACUCUAGGAGAUGAAACACAGAGAACAGCAUCAGCUUCUUCAGCUUUUGUAAGGAAACAAUUUAAUAUGAUAAAAAAGUAUUAAUUAAUAUAUAUUUUUAAAGAAAUGUUCUUUUACUCUUUUGUGCCAUGUUCGUGUUGAUUUCCCUGUGUGGCUCCAGUUUCUCCACACUCAGGUUUGCAGCAGCGUUGGGCUCAUUCGCCUCAGUGGUAGCGUUUGCUGAAGUAGUAAGUAUCUUGUAAAGCUAGUUAACACAUGCUGAGACUUCCCCAUGCCUUCUCUGAGAAUGGCUUUAUGAAACUGUCUCGUAGUUGACUUUCUUAGUGGAGUGGGCGUGUCCAGGUGGGAGCUGAGCAAGCCUGAGGAGGCCGUGAGGAGGCCGUGAGGAGGCCGUGAGGAGGCCGUGAGGGUGCCGAGGGCCUCUUACUGUUUACAUUUGCUUUCACUUUGUUCCCUCGUUUGUCUUAAGAGAUUCUAAAGAGAUUUUUAAAAAGUCUUUCUGUGUUGAGUUCACACCUUAGAGGAUUUGAGGAGCCUGAGUGUGUGGGAGUGGCCUGGAUGCAGGAUGUCUAGGUGAGCCGAGUUGCAGGGCACAGCUGCAGGUCACCCGCUCAGCCUGUCUCAGAUGUGGACUGCUGUGUUAAAACAGCAGGCGGCACUUUCCUCUCUGCUGUCAGGAGGCUCGCCUCGAGAGGGUCCGCCUCCACCCCCUCUGUGAUGUCACCAGAUGUGUGUGCAUAGCCACAGCGCGUGACAUGUGCUCAGAGCGCGUUUGACGCUUAGUUCAGUCUAUUUUACUAGCGUUUCUGAUUCAUGUUAUAGUUCAGUUUUGCUACUUAGAAACAAAAUACUGACAGUAUGAACAGCCUGCCUCAGGUCUAGGGCGGUCAUCCUUGUCAAAACAAAACAACUGUGCAUUUCCAACAGGAUGCAGAUCUUUCUUUGCUCAUUCAAGAACUCCGCUGUAACAACAGGAGACAGUGGUACCCUGCAUGGUUUUCCUUCUGUGGCUAUGAGUGAUGAGAAAUGGUCUUGUAUUUAUUGACCAGUUUGUGCAAGAAUUACCACAGCACCUUCAUUU
Messenger RNA from Microtus ochrogaster (prairie vole), 4090 nucleotides. RefSeq names its product family with sequence similarity 160 member B1 (gene Fhip2a). The record is from RefSeq and is a predicted model, not a curated record. The transcript is spliced from 17 exons. NCBI's taxonomy places the organism in Eukaryota, Metazoa, Chordata, Mammalia, Rodentia, Cricetidae. Bases 279 to 2522 code for a protein of 747 amino acids.